Messenger RNA from Lathyrus oleraceus (garden pea), 1362 nucleotides. Its product is annotated as protein OS-9 homolog. The transcript is spliced from 8 exons. Bases 220 to 1119 code for a protein of 299 amino acids. Gene Ontology annotation, cellular component: endoplasmic reticulum lumen. The record is from RefSeq and is a predicted model, not a curated record. Lineage: Eukaryota; Viridiplantae; Streptophyta; Magnoliopsida; Fabales; Fabaceae. Gene Ontology annotation, biological process: endoplasmic reticulum unfolded protein response; retrograde protein transport, ER to cytosol; ERAD pathway.
ACAAUACAAAGACUUAGAUGACUAGAUGACGUGGCAUCUGCCGAUUGGUUACAUGACGUAGAAAUUUUUUCAAAGCAAGGCGAGCUUGAAGCUUAGAUCUCUGAAUAUUACAUUUUUGUUGAAACGCUUGAAAGAAGCCGAGGCAUAAUUAGAAUCGCGUUUGAAAAAAGCUGAGGCAGAAUUAGAAUAGCGUUUGUGUAGGUGUAAGGUUUAACAAGAAUGAGAUCAUUAAUUUUGUUGUUCACAGCUUUAUCUUUCAGCUAUGUCUUUGCUGAAAGUGCCUUCCCUGUUCAUAUCGGUAGUAUAUUUAGUGGCAUUGGUGGCGGUGGCGGUGGCAGUAGUGGCAGCUCUCGUGAACCGAAAUAUAAGAUUGAAUUCCAUCCCGAAGAAUCUCCUUUUCACCCUGAUGAUGACCAGGAAUCUAUAGUUUUACCUGAUAAAAAUGGACAGAAAUUUAUAUGUUACUUGCCUAAGGUGGAAAAGGAAAAAAGUGGAAAGCCUCCUAUUCAGCAAAACGUUAGCAGCAUGAUUGUUGAAACCGAGAAAAGGGUCAAACAGAAAACACCAGAUGAAUUGUUAGAAGUAUUGAAGGGUCCAUGUGUUAUCAGACAAGAAGGUUGGUGGUCUUAUGAGUUUUGCUAUCACAAGAAAUUGCGACAGCUGCAUUUGGAAGAUGAUAAGGUAGUCCAGGAAUUUGUCUUGGGUGUGUAUGAUCCAGAGGCAACAGCUGCGUUUAACCAAAACCUUUCUGACAUUUCUACAUUUAAAGAUCCCCGCUCAAAGGAUGCCUCCCAAAGAUAUCAUGCUCACCAAUAUACUAACGGAACUGUAUGCGAUCUUACGAAUAAGCCAAGAGAGACCGAGGUGAGGUUUGUAUGCUCAGAACCCAGAGCCAUGAUCAGUUCAAUCACAGAGAUUUCAACUUGCAAGUAUGCACUUACAGUUCACGUCCCUAUGCUAUGCAAGCACCCAUUGUUUCAAGAGGAGAGACCAGUAUGGCACACCAUAGACUGUAAUGCUUUUCCAAAGGAAUACAAGGUUUCUAAAGUAAAACAAGAAGGCGAAGAUAUGGAGAUUGUUAUGGUCACCGAUUCAGAAAUUAAUGAGUCAGAACAAUGAUGUAAAUAUACACUGGAAAAAAAAAAGGAUGUUGUCAGAUGUAUGUUCUAAAAUGACCAAAAGGCGCGGCGGUUUCUAUAAGCCUUCCUUCCAAACUGUGGAUAGACAGUGCUUUAUAAUCUUUAGGAGGCUCUUGGAGCUUAUGCGAGAUUUGUAUUUUCUUCUAUGCAUUGUUGUUAUUGUUUGGUAAAAGGUGCGUUCUUAUUAUAGAAAGAAAAAAAAUACGAGGUUAUUUGUGAACUA